Gadus chalcogrammus (walleye pollock) is the source of this 5772-nucleotide messenger RNA. It is a transcript of the gene corin, whose product is annotated as corin, serine peptidase. Gene Ontology annotation, molecular function: serine-type endopeptidase activity; protein binding. Gene Ontology annotation, cellular component: membrane. The record is from RefSeq and is a predicted model, not a curated record. The transcript has 24 exons. Lineage: Eukaryota; Metazoa; Chordata; Actinopteri; Gadiformes; Gadidae. Gene Ontology annotation, biological process: proteolysis; acrosome reaction. The coding region runs from base 112 to 3456 and encodes 1114 amino acids.
GUGGCCUAGGAAAGUACCGUGGGUAGAUACUCCUUCAGAGCAGCGCGAGCCGCUCCGCUCCGGUAGUACCUCAGCUUCACCGCGACGCGGAGAGAUGCUCGCCCCACGGCGAUGAGCGCAGAGCGGCUAGAGGAGGUCAUGUUUUCCGGGGAGCCCGCAGAGUCAUGCCCGCGCGUCGUCUUCAGCGGAACGGCCUCAGGUGGAGCAGAAGGCGGGGACAUAAUGGGGGAGGCGUGUCCUCACAAGCUUGGAUCGACCAAUCACCCGCGUCUCCUCCUGUACAUCCUCAUCCCGACCAUCAGCCUAUUGGCUGCUCUGCUGCUGCUCAUACUGGCACUGACAGGAAUCUUUGGCAGUGGACUUAUCGACUCCAGAAUUCAUUCCUCAUCUCCCUACGGUUCUGUCGCCGAUAGAAACCACCUAAACCAAUCGCAAUUUGACAAUGACAACGACAACUUCACCGCCUCCCAGGGAAACCAUAGCAACGGCGAUGAUGCCACACCCAGUGACUCACCGGUCACAGGUGGCCUCCCAUUGGACCGGACGACCGACCCCACACCUGCUGCCAACUCCGCCUCCCCGACGCCUGCCACUCAGCCUUACACCCUGGCGCCUGAUUUGUUGACCUCAGUGACCUCUCUGAGCACCUCCUGGCCAAUGAGCACCUCUCAGGAACCGGACACAGGUAGCUGCCAGGUGGUGUUGGAGCCUCAGUGUCACAUGUUACCCUACAACCAGACUUGGCUCUCCUCCUCGGUUGCCGUGGUGAAGAGCUCGGAGGUGGACAUGUUGCUACGGUUCUUCAGCUACCUGAGCAGGCUGUCUUGCUACAGACACAUCAUGUUGUUCGGCUGCUCCCUUGCUCUGCCUGAAUGUUCUCCCAGAAACCAAACGCAAGAAAGGAGGGUGGUGCUUCCCUGCUGGUCCUUCUGUGAGGCUGCGAGGGAGGGAUGUGAGCCCGUCCUCCAGAUGUUCAACGCCUCCUGGCCUGACUUCCUGAGAUGCUCUCAGUUCCAGAACCUCUCCUCCUCCUCCCCGUCGCCCCCGGAGACCAGCUGCUACUCCCCCCGCCAGGUCAAGGGGAAGCCCUCCGUGUGUGGGGGCCACAACCACUUCCUGUGUGCGACGGGCAUAUGUGUGCCCCAGAAACUCGUCUGCAACGGAUACAACGACUGUGACGACUGGAGCGACGAGACACACUGUGUCUGCGUGGAGGGGGAGUUCCGCUGUGAGACGGGUCGCUGCCUGUCGCCCUCUCUGGUGUGCGACGGUUACGAUGACUGCGGAGACCUGUCUGAUGAAGUCAACUGUGUGUGUGACCCAGCCCGUGAGCAUCGCUGUGGGGACGGCCGAUGUGUGUCUAACGACUGGCUCUGCGACGGGGACCACGACUGUGUCGACAAAACCGACGAAGUCAACUGUUCGUGCAAGAGCCAGGGUCUGCUGGAGUGUAGGAACGGUCAGUGUAUCCCCUCGGCGUUCCGCUGUGACGGAGACAACGACUGCAAGGACGGCAGCGACGAGGAGAACUGUCACCAGACCCAGACAGACUGUGUUCCUGGCCAGUCCAGCUGUAUCUCCAACCCCUGUCCUGCUCAGUGUGGAGCCAACAGCACCACCUGCCUGUCUCCACCAACCAACACCUCCUGCACUCAGUGUGAGCCGAUCACGUUGGAGCUGUGUAUGAACCUGCCCUACAACAGCACCACCUACCCCAACUACCUGGGCCACAUGUCCCAGCGGGAGAGCUCUGUCUCCUGGGAGGCGUCCCUGUUCCCCGCCCUGGUGCAGACGGGCUGCUACCAGUACCUCAUGUUCUACGCCUGCACCCUGCUGGUGCCCAAGUGUGACCCCGUCAGCGCCCAGAGGAUCCCCCCCUGCAGGUCUCUUUGUCGUAAGGCUAAGGAGCGCUGUGAGGCCGUGCUGGGGGUGGUGGGUCUGCCCUGGCCAGAGGGCUCAGAGUGUAACCAGUUCCCCCAGGAGGGAAACGCCACCUGUCUGCUACCUGAAGACGGCAUCGACGAGUGUUCGCCCAGCCACUUCAAGUGUCGCUCAGGGAGGUGCGUCCUAGCUACCAAACGCUGUGACGGACACCUGGACUGUGAUGACCACAGCGACGAGGAAAACUGCGGCUGUGCAGAGCGGGGCCUUUGGGAGUGUCCCGGGAGCAAGGUGUGUAUCCAGAUCAGCAUGAUCUGUGACGGCUUCCCUGACUGCCCCCUGCUGGUGGACGAGGACAACUGCUCGUUGUGCAGGGACAACGAGCUGGAGUGUAACAACCACCAGUGUGUCCAUCGCACGCUGUGGUGUGACGGAUACAAACACUGUUCUGACAGCUCAGACGAGUGGCACUGUGUCUCCCUGGUGGACGCCUCUGGGUGGGCGUUAACAGUGUUCAGGACGGGGUCCCAGUAUCAGGUGUGUGCUGACGAAUGGAACCCUCACCUCAGCCAGCUCACCUGCUCUCAGCUGGGCCUAGGUGCACCGUCCUCUGUUACCAUGGUAGCAGAGCAGCCGGGGGUUGCGGGGCGUCGCCGUUGGUUACACGUCCACCCUGAGUGGGACCAGAAGGAGGGCGCUGCGCUCCAAGCCCGCCUGGAGAAGAGGAGUCACUCCUGUUAUUCCAGAAAGAGGGUAUCCGUCCUCUGUGCCAAAGAAGACUGUGGGCUGCGUCCUGCACCCCCCCCGCGGGCGGCCCCCCACCGUAGGAAGAGGAUCCUGGGGGGCCGGGCGUCCCGCCCCGGCCGCUGGCCCUGGCAGUGCUCCCUGCAGAGCGGGGCCAGCGGACACAUCUGUGGCUGCGUGCUGAUUGGCCCCAAGUGGGCCCUCACCGUCGCACACUGCUUCGAAGGGAGAGAGAGUGCGGAGCUGUGGCAGGUGGUGUUAGGUUUGAAUAACCUGGACCACCCCGGUGCUCACAGCCAGACCCGGGGGGUGCGCUCCAUUAUCGUUCACCCCCGCUACAACCGGGCGGUGGUGGACUACGACAUCAGCAUUAUCCAGCUGGAGACAGAGGUAGAGGAGACAGAGUUCGUGAGGCCUGUGUGUCUCCCUGAUCUAGACCAGCUCCCUCUGCCUGACGCCUACUGUUACAUCACCGGAUGGGGCCACACGGGGAACAGGAUGCCCUUCAAGCUGCAGGAGGGAGAGGUUCGUAUCAUCUCACUGUCUCACUGCCAGUCGUACUUCGACAUGAAGACCAUCACCUCCAGGAUGCUCUGUGCCGGCUUCGAGGCCGGCACCGUGGACUCCUGCAUGGGCGACAGCGGGGGUCCGUUGGUGUGUGAGGAGCAGGAUGCGGAGGGUCCGCUGGGCCGCUGGACCCUGUUCGGUCUCACCUCCUGGGGCAGCGUGUGCUUCAGCAAGGUCCUUGGACCGGGCGUCUACAGCAACGUCACACACUUCACCCCCUGGAUCCAACGGCAGAUAUACCUGCACACCUACCUGCUGGACUAGAACCACACACCUACCUGUCUACUGGAAUAGAGCCACGCAUAUACACCUAUCUACUGGAGUAGAACCACACAUAUACACCUAUCUACUGGAGUAGAACCACACAUAUACACCUAUCUACUGGAAUAGAACCACACAUAUACACCUAUCUACUGGAAUAGAAUCACGCAUAUACACCUAUCUACUGGAAAAGAGCCACAACUAAGUUCCUAUCUACUGGACUAGAGCCACAAAUAUACACUUAUUUACUGGACUAAAACUACAAUGUACACAACACAUAUCUACUGGAAUAGAACCACAAAUAGACAUCUACCUAUCUGGCCGCAAAAAUAACGAUGUAAGGAGGUAAACAAAAAAUGAAAAAAGUACAGAUUUGCCAAACACAGUUAUGCUAGCAGUUGUGAACGGUAACUAUGUACAUUAACUCAAGUACUCAGGUAGUACUUCACUAUUUGUACCUGUCUUUUAAUGUUGUUUUACGUUACUAUUAAGUUACUCUGUUAGUACAUUAACUCUAGUCGACCACCUUAGGACCAGGUACAUUAACUCUUUGACCAACUUAAGACCAGGUGUAUUAGUACAUUGACUCUAUUCUUCCACCUUCAGACCAGGUGUAUUAGUACAUUAACUCUAUUCUACCACCUUCAGACCAGGUGUAUUAGUACAUUGACUCUAUUCUUCCACCUUCAGACCAGGUGUAUUUGUACAUUAACUCUAUUCUACCACCUUCAGACCAGGUGUAUUUGUACAUUAACUCUAUGACCACCUUUAGACCAGGUGUAUUAGUACAUUGACUCUAUUCUUCCACCUUCAGACCAGGUGUAUUAGUAAAUAUGCUGUAGUCGACCACCUUAAGACCAGGUGUAUUAGCACCCUAACUCUAGUCGACCACCUUAAGACCAGGUGUAUUAGCACCCUAACUCUAGUCGACCACCUUAAGACCAGGUGUAUUAGCACCCUAACUCUAGUCGACCACCUUAAGACCAGGUGUAUUAGCACCCUAACUCUAGUCGACCACCUUAAGACCAGGUGUAUUAGCACCCUAACUCUAGUCGACCACAUUAAGACCAGGUGUAUUAGCACCCUAACUCUAGUCGACCACCUUAAGACCAGGUGUAUUAGCACCCUAACUCUAGUCGACCACCUUAAGACCAGGUGUAUUAGCACCCUAACUCUAGUCGACCACCUUAAGACCAGGUGUAUUAGCACCCUAACUCUAGUCGACCACCUUAAGACCAGGUGUAUUAGCACCCUAACUCUAGUCGACCACCUUAAGACCAGGUGUAUUAGCACCCUAUCUCUAGUCGACCACCUUAAGACCUAGCACCCUAACUCUAGUCGACCACGUUAAGACCAGGUGUAUUAGUACAUUAACUCUGUAGUGUACUACCUUUUAACCAGGCGUAUUAGUGCUUUAACUUUGUAGUUGAUUAUCUUUCAACCAGGUGUAUUAGUACUUUAACUCUGUAGUCCGUUAUCUUUCAGCCUAUUGUAUUAGUGCUUUAACUCUGUAGUCUGUUACCUUUCAACCAGGUGUAUUAGUACUUUAACUCUGUAGUCUGCUACCUUUCAACCAGGUGUAUUUGUACUUCAACUCAAGUAUUGGGGGUUGUGCAGUCGGCCCCCCUCUGCUUCUAGUGCCUAUACUCGAUGCUGUGUCUGUAACUCACAGGUAGGGGGCGCCACUAACCCCAGUAACGAUAUGACCCUGCAGCGGUUCCACGCCUUGUCGAUGGACCCAUGAGCAAGCUGCUCCUCUCAUUAGCGCCUCGUUAGAUAGUAGCGCUGAUGCUAUCGACAUACAGGCCCACUUAGUUAGAACUAAACCAGGACAACUGUGAGCAGACUCUGCUUCAAACAACAGCUUUCCCGUGGUCUCCUGGCAACGGGGACCAUCCCAGGACCUCUGUGGUAAACCUCAGUGUAGCGAACUUGCGAGCUAAGUUAGCGCUGCUUUCCGCAAAGCUUCUCUCUAUCGUGCCUGUAUUCAAACUGUGUUGCUUUGUAUCAUGUCCUCAACUUGCGUGCGUGUGUGUGUGUGUGUGUGUGUGUGUGUGUGUGUGUGUGUGUGUGUGUGUGUGUGUGUGUGUGUGUGUGUGCAUGUGUGUUAUAUUCAGGAGCUCUUUCUCUGUUCUGUGUGAUAACAGGAACAUUCCACUAGUCGUAUGUGUUGAUGAUUUCUGCUUUCUUUUCUACAAGUAUUUUUCUACUGCUUUUCUAUGUCAUGCUAGUUGUAGAAGAUGAGGUGUGUGUGUGUGUGUGUGUGUGUGUGUGUGUGUGUGUGUGUGUGUGUGUGUGUGUGUGUGUGUGUGUGUGUGU